GCCCGAUCACCAAAUGAGCUCGGUUCAGCCAUGACUCUGCCACCUUGCUGCGGAAUGGCGAGGAGGCGAAGCUUACACUGGGUGCCAUGCGCAGUCUUACUUCUAUCAGCCGCGUGGAAGUGGGACUUCCUGCAGGCUUUCCAGAAUGUCAGACAUCGCGCACCUGGUGUCUCAAGGGCGGCCAGUGAGGAAACUCCAGAGGCACCAGAGGACACGGAGGACACGACCAAUGUCGAGCUCUUUCGGCAGUCCCUGAUUCAAGGAUGGGGCGCAGGUGAUGUUGCAAGCUCAGACUCGUCUGACUGGGCAGAAGUUCUAGAUCCAGCCGCAGUUCGGGCUGGCGACGUGCUGCUGGGCGAUCCACGCAGGUUUUUCGGUGAGGGGAGCUCACCCACAUUGAGGCGAAUUGGUUUACAGGAGAGAAUACCAGAAGAUUAUCCACGUCGUGAGCGUUUGCGCUACUUGCCCGUCAUCCUCCUGACAUCAGUGGAGGACUCGGGCAAAGCAGAAGGAGUAUGGCUUACUUUGCGAACCGGUCAGCUAUUGGGCGACUUCAUCAACUUCUUCCACAGCAGGCCUUUGCUGUAUGGUGGUCCGUCGCGAUCUGAAAGUGUGCUCAUGGUACACCCCUACGCUGAGGUGGAAGGUGCCAAGCCUUUACCCGAUGGCCUUUUUCUGGGCGGUUCCUUCGAGAGUGCCCAGGCAUGGGUCGAGGAAGGACAGGGCUCGUCCCUCCGCAUGCGCUUCUUCCUGAACCGCAUUGAGUGGCAGCAAGGUGAAUUGGCAGCAGAACUUGCGCCUAGCGAGAAAGCUUGGUUGCCAGUGAGAUGCUCUGUGGAUUUGGUGCUCUCUGAGACCGAUGCCAUCGAUGCCAAGCCCUUGUGGGUGAAGGUGGCAGAGUCCGCUGGUGGCCAACCUGAGCUUCUAGGACGAGCUUACGGUCUGUUGUGAGUGGCUGGUGAGAGCUUGGCAAGCUGCAGGCGCAGUUUGGUUGUACCAACAUGUGAAGACAAAUGCUGCUGCCGGUCAGCUUUACAUGUUUUUGUAGAGUACGGAUGAAAGAGAUUUGUGUCACACUUGUUCAUUCAGCUUUGGUCGUAGCAAAGUCAGCUCAAUUGAGCGAUGGUGCCAAUGCAGUGCAUCAUCAGAGGCGGCAAGAUUGU
Messenger RNA from Effrenium voratum, 1163 nucleotides. Lineage: Eukaryota; Dinophyceae; Suessiales; Symbiodiniaceae. The record is from the annotation of a GenBank genome assembly.